AUGUCUGUGGAACCGCCCAGUUUCCCGUUCCAACGUGCCUCGGGGAUGGACCCCCCUGCAGAGUACGCUCGUCUUCGAGCCACAGACCCUGUCUCGAGGGUGAAGUUGUUCGACGGCAGCUUGGCCUGGCUUGUCACCAAAUAUAAGGAUGUCACACAGGUCGCAACUGACGACAGGCUAUCCAAGGUACGUGACAGGCCCGGCUUCCCAGAGCUGAGCGCCGGAGCUGACCUGUUCGAAAGGAGCAUGGUGAGCAAGUUUUUCACCGACGAACAUGUGAAAAACCUGCAGCCCUUUAUUCAGAAAACAGUCGACGACCUUCUGGCCUCUAUGAAGACAAAGGGUUGCGCCGCUGGACCCGUCGACUUGGUUAAGGAAUUUGCACUGCCAGUCCCUUCAUAUAUUAUUUACACUAUCCUCGGCGUCCCUUUCAGCGACCUGGAAUACCUCACAGAACAAGUUGCCACCCGAUCAAAUGGCAGCGGAACAGCCAGGGAGGCCUCAACAGCGAACCAGGAACUGCUGAAUUAUAUCGGCACACUUGUCGAUAAGCGCCUUGCCGAGCCGAAGAAUGAUCUCAUCAGUGAACUGGUUGUCAACCAGGUGAGCAAGGGGGUUAUAGACAAGUCCGACGCAGUCCAGAUUGCCUUUCUCUUGCUCGUCGCCGGCAACGCAACGCUGGUCAACAUGAUCAACCUGCACCCUGAUCAGUUGGAUCAGCUCAAGUCAGACCCGUCCCGGGCAGGAGCCUUUGUCAAGGAGCUUUGUCGCUACCACACCGCAUCGGCACUGGCAAUGAAGCGAACGGCAAAGGUUGACGUCGAGAUCGGGGGACAGCUUAUCAAAGCUGGCGAGGGCAUUAUUGCGUCUAAUCAGUCGGCCAAUCGGGACGCCGAGAUUUUUACUGAUCCCGACAAAUUCGAUAUGAACCGCACAUGGCCUGCCGAGGACCCCCUAGGGUUUGGUUUUGGCGAUCACCGAUGCGUUGCAGAGACCUUGGCGGUGGCAGAGCUCACCACUGUAUUUGCAGCUACCAGACCUGAAGAUCGCCGUGCCCAUAGAGAAGCUUGA
Metarhizium acridum CQMa 102 is the source of this 1071-nucleotide messenger RNA. NCBI's taxonomy places the organism in Eukaryota, Fungi, Ascomycota, Sordariomycetes, Hypocreales, Clavicipitaceae. The record is from RefSeq and is a predicted model, not a curated record.